AUGUAGAAUCAACAAUUUACCUACUUAUAGCAAACAGAGUCAUGCUAUAUUAAGAAGCAAAACAUCGAUAUAUUAUAUCAGAAACCUAACUCUAGUGAACUAUUCGAGAACUAAAAUUUGCCAAUGAGUAUAGCUCAAAUGUAAUAUGAGCUGGCAUUUAAAAAAGAGUUACUAAUUGAUUUUUAAAAAAGCAAAAUUAAUAAUUAGAAACUCAGUUCAGAAUAGUAGAAUUUAAUAGAUAAUAAACAAGCAAAGGAAGAAUUAACUUUCCAAAUGAAAAGUUAAAGAAAGAGAGGGCCAAGAAUUAAGGAUAACAAAUGUAGAAUAUUUAAAUGCGACUUAUGCGAUGUAGUAGUGACAAGAAAAGAUAACCUGCUUAAACACAAAAAGAAUAUUCAUUUUUAGGAAAAACAGUUUCAAUGUGGCGAAUGCUUUAAACAAUUUACUGAAAAAGGCAACUUAGUGGUACAUUUGAGGAUACAUCAGGGCAUCAAGCCGUACAAAUGUGAAAUUUGUGGGUUAAGAGUAAGUUCUAAAGGAAACUACUUGGACCAUUGCAAAAGGCAUUUUAAGAAAAAAUAAACCUAACUUAAUAAUCACUUGGAAAAGAAACAUAAAAAUCUCGCAUAAUAGAAAUAAGUAAUUAUAUAAAUUGAAAGAGAAUAAGAGGAGGCUUAUCCUUUAAUUGAUUAUGAUAAAGAAGUUCUAAAAUAGUUUUUCAAAAAAAGUUCGCUUUACUGA
Molecule: messenger RNA, 741 nt
Organism: Stylonychia lemnae
Lineage: Eukaryota; Ciliophora; Spirotrichea; Sporadotrichida; Oxytrichidae
Source: the annotation of a GenBank genome assembly